AUGGCCCCUCUAGGCCCACCUAAGCUUCCAAGCGGCGGACAAACGCUGGUCUACCACGAAGUUGGUGGCCAUGAAGUAAAGCUGGAUUACUAUCUCCCUCCACAUGUUAGUGGUAGCCUCCCAGUCGUGAUUCACUACCACGGCGGAGGCAUGACAGCGGGAUCGCGCCGCGACGACUUCCCCCACUGGCUCUACGACGGCUGUCAGGAGAAAGGCUACAUCUUCGUCUCCCCAGACUACCGCCUGGCCCACCCCUGCACCGUCCUCGACAUGAUCGAGGACGCCAAGGCGCUGAUGCAGUUCCUGGCCUCGGACGCCUUCGAGCAUACCCUGCCGCCGGGCCUCACCGUCGACACCCGCCGCAUCGCUGUCGCCGGCUCCUCGGCAGGGGCCUACCAAGCCCGCGCCGCUUGCGUCUACGGCUCGCCCAGGCCCGCCGUCCUCAUGACGGCCUUUGGGCUGGGAGGCGAUCUGCUCCUAGACCACUGGACGAACCCGCGCCCGUCCACGGCGCUGGCCGCCAUGGUCGACCUCGGAAAGGUGCCGGCCCUGCUGGCGGACUGCUCGGUCGUCAGUGAGGACAAGGCCACAGGCCCCUUACCCAUCACGGAGCGGUUUGCGCUCACCGUGCGCUGGGAGAUCGAUGGGACGAUGCUAGACGGGAUUUUUGGGCGGCAGGAUCUGGCUGGGAAGCUCAGGGGUGUCCAGUACGAUAAGAGAGCAGCCUUGGUUCCAAGAGAUUUGAAGGCUGGUUUCCUCGAAUUUUUCGUCGGAGACGAUUAUCCGCCGUCUGUGUUUGUGCACGGAACGGCAGAUAAUGUGGUGCCUGAUGUGGAGAGCGUGAGGCACCAUGAGCAGCUUAAGACGCUGGGUGUCAAGACGGAACUGUUGCUCGUUGAGGGUGCGCAGCACGGGCUCGCAACAAGGAAUGCGGAUGGGUCGUUUGGACUUAUACCAGAUGCUAUCAGGGCAUAUGCGAGGUCGUUCGUGUUCAUCGUCGAAGUUUUCGAGGGUUUAUGA
This is a messenger RNA of Truncatella angustata, 1020 nucleotides long. RefSeq names its product Alpha/Beta hydrolase protein. The record is from RefSeq and is a predicted model, not a curated record. Bases 1 to 1020 code for a protein of 339 amino acids. The transcript is spliced from 2 exons. NCBI's taxonomy places the organism in Eukaryota, Fungi, Ascomycota, Sordariomycetes, Amphisphaeriales, Sporocadaceae.